GAGAAGGGGGGAGAAGGGUGGGACGGUUCCUGUGUUGUGUUCGACGUCCGUAGCCACCCGUGCAUCACAAUCGGUGAGAGGUGCGUGGGGAAGGACGACCCGAGGGCGUGCAGUGAACAUCGCCGCUGGGGAGACGAAAGCGGCCGGGGUCGUGGUGCUGGCCACCCACCACCACCACCACCUCGCGUGCCGCGCCACUCGCUAACAGCACUUGCCUCAACAGCCUGCUAAGGCUACACGUGUGGGGGGGGGGGGGGGUGGUGGUGUUCGUCUGUGCUGCGUCAACAGCAUCCGCACAGAGGCACGCGCGCUGCUGUCUGUGCGCGCGCGUGCGCGUCGCGUGAACAGCACCGGGCACGCGCGGGAGUCGCGCCCAGCGUUGUUCACGGGCGCGUGUUGGCGUGCAGGGCUGGCGAGGGCCGCCUCCGUGGAGGGAACCCUGUGCCUCUGGAGGCGAGUCGAGCCGGGGGUGAGCCGAGGCCCCGAACCAUUCGUGCCGGCUUGAGACGCACGAGGGUCGAGUUGAUAAGGGGGUCCCGGGCGGCGAGCUGAGCGUACCGGGGACACGUUGGAGGGCGCCGUGCCAUGCUCAGCACGGUGCGCCAGGGCGUCCGCUGGUCCCUGCCGGGCGCAUUCUGCCCAGCGGCUCAGCACAGAGCCCACGGUCACCCGCCGGAGGAGCUCAGAGCCGGCGGCAGGGAUGUCCGGCCGGAGGAGAAGAUGAUGGUGGGAGCUGCGGCAGUAGAGGCUGGUGGUGGUGCCGGUGGUGGAUCGACGGAGGCGGGCAGUAGCAGCAGGAGGCAAGGCGUCAAGAGGCACCGCCACAAGCACAACCUCAAGCACCGCUACGAGCUGGAGGAGACCCUGGGCAGGGGCACGUACGGCAAGGUGAAGAGGGCGGUGGAGAGGGCGACGGGACGCAAGGUUGCCAUCAAGUUCAUCAGCAAAGAGAGGAUCAAGAACGAGAAGGACAUGUGUCAGAUCCGCCGCGAGAUCGAGAUCAUGUCGUCCCUCCACCACCCGCACAUCGUCAGCAUCUUCGAAGUGUUCGAGAACAAGGACAAGAUGGUGAUCGUGAUGGAGCUGGCGAGCCACGGGGAGCUCUUUGACUACCUCAACGCCCACCGGCCGCUCCGCGAGACGGAAGCUCGCCGACUCUUCCGUCAGAUCGUCUCCGCCGUGCAUCACUGCCACAAGAGCGGCGUCGUGCACAGAGACCUGAAGCUGGAGAACAUCCUCCUGGACGAGAGCGGCAACAUCAAGAUUGCCGACUUUGGUUUGUCCAAUCUGUACGCGCACGACCGCUAUCUGAGCACAUUUUGUGGAAGUCCUCUCUACGCAUCGCCCGAAAUCAUCAACGGACGGCCUUACCGGGGCCCCGAGGUGGACAGCUGGGCGCUGGGCGUGCUGCUCUACGCCAUCGUCUACGGGGCCAUGCCCUUCGACGGCCACCAGCCGGGCGCCCUCGUACGGCAGAUCUCAGCGGCGCGCUACCAGCAGCCCACACGGCCCUCUGAGGCGAGUGAGCUCAUCUCGCGCCUGCUGGUCGCGAGCCCCGAGCACCGCGCCUCGUCGCAGGCGGCCGCGCACCACCGCUGGGUGAACUGGGGCUACCGCCGGUGCGCCUGCGGCUGCCUGGGGCCCCCCGGGGGGCCCACGCAAGCGCGGGGCCCCCCGGCGAGGGCGGCAGAGGCGGCCCCCCGGAGAGCGGAGCCGGCUCCUGCUGCUGCUGCUCCUGCUGCUGCUGCUCCCGCUGCCUCUGUUCCGCCUGCGUCUCGUAGGUUCAACGGAGCUCUGCGACAGAAGCUGGAGAUGUUCAACGCUCUCAUCUCGGAGCGCAAGACGUUGGACUUCCCCAAGACGCUGUACAAGUCGCGCAAGCAGCACGACAUGACGUCCCACCAGCACUGCGGGCCGCAUCCCACCGCUACCACCGCCACCGGCAGCGCCACCGCAACCACCACCGCCGCAGCCACCGCCGGCACAUCCGAAAACCCAGCCGGGAUCCUCAAACCCAGCGCUUGUUGCAACAAAAACAGCAACAACAGCGGCACCGCCGCAACCACCACCACAACCACCACGACGACCGGCAGCAGGUUCAGCUUCAUCAAGAAGGCCGGGGCGGCCGAGAGGGUGCGCGCCCUGCGGCAACCUCCGGCGGCCGCAGCCGCGGGGCCCGAGCGGCCGAUGCCGCACAAGAGCAUCCUAAAGCAGUCGGCCCAGCGUGAGUCCGGCUACUACUCGUCGCCCGAGCGCUGGGCGUCGCUCGACGCUCUCCACGGCGGCGACGCCGCGGCGUCGCCGCCGCCGCCGCCGCGGCCGUCGUCGUCGCCGUCCGACGCCGGCCGCGGGCCUCCGCCGCCCCCGUCGGCGUCCGUUCCCGACCUCCCGUCCGCCGUGUCGGACGCCGACGAGGGGGGGCGGCCGUGCCGGCCGAAGGGCAUCCUCAAGAACGGGGGGCGCUUCUCGGCAAGACCCGGCGCGACGGCGCCGGAGGGCGACGUCGCCGGGCGCCGGGCGCCCUUCGCGCGCAGCAGCGAGAGCGUCCUGCUGGACGGAGCGGCUCCGACGGUGCCGCCGGGGGCGCCGAGGUCGCCGGAGGCGCCGGCGCGCGGCCACGGCACCGCGGGCUCCGGGUGCCGCCGGUGGGCCGGCCGGCGGUCGCGCCGGCAGCCCGCGGCGGCGGCGGCGAUGAGAGGGGCGCGGUCCGUGGGGGACCUGUCGGAGAGGGCCGAGGAGGAGGAGGCCCCGGGGUUGGCCCAGAGCCGGUGCUACGGGGCGGCGGGCGUGGCCGACAGCUGCCUCUCGGCGCUGGCGAACCUGGAGGACGUGACGGACGAGUACAAGCGCGCCGUCGGCGGCCCGCGAGGGGACGCGGCCGUGGCGUGA
Molecule: messenger RNA, 2889 nt
Organism: Petromyzon marinus (sea lamprey)
Lineage: Eukaryota; Metazoa; Chordata; Hyperoartia; Petromyzontiformes; Petromyzontidae
Product: NUAK family SNF1-like kinase 1
Biological process (GO): microtubule cytoskeleton organization; protein phosphorylation; intracellular signal transduction
Cellular component (GO): cytoplasm
Molecular function (GO): tau-protein kinase activity; ATP binding
Source: RefSeq, a predicted model, not a curated record